Messenger RNA from Aspergillus wentii DTO 134E9, 777 nucleotides. Its product is annotated as ceramidase. Lineage: Eukaryota; Fungi; Ascomycota; Eurotiomycetes; Eurotiales; Aspergillaceae. Gene Ontology annotation, biological process: ceramide biosynthetic process; ceramide catabolic process. The coding region runs from base 1 to 777 and encodes 258 amino acids. The transcript is spliced from 7 exons. Gene Ontology annotation, cellular component: endoplasmic reticulum membrane. The record is from RefSeq and is a predicted model, not a curated record.
AUGGCAACGAUGUUGACAGAAAGUCCAAAUACCCCGUUCUGGGGGCCACCAACUGCACAGGCAAAUUUCUGUGAGGAGGAUUACGUGGUGACGAGAUAUAUUGCCGAGUUUAUCAAUACCAUGACGAAUCUGACCUACAUACUAUAUGCACUCUAUGGCAUCCACAGGCUUCGACAAAAGGCAAACUCGAAUAUUCUUCGCGCCCUUCCCUACUGGGGCCUGAUGGGAGUGGGUAUAUGCUCGGGCAUAUUCCAUACCUCAUUGAAAUACCACACCCAAAUGAUGGAUGAUCUUUCCAUGCUCCUCACUACAACGCCAAUCCUACACCGUGUCUUGACUGUUGGCGUUGAACGCGGAAACUCGAUACUUGUGGCCAUCCUAUUAGGAUCCAUCCUGACAACCAUUGUCAUUUUCCAUGUAGCGACUGAUGAGCUUCUUUUGCAUUCACUCUUCUUCGUGGGCUCAAUUGCAGUCAUCGCCAUUUUCCAUCUGGGAUACUUUGUCUGGAUCGUCGAUAGAUGGGCAUGCGGGUUCCUGAAAGAAGUUCGGGCCGCAGUGGGCUUGCCAUGGGCUUUUCUUUUUGAACUUCAUGGAUGGUGGCACAUCUUCACAGGCAUGGGCGCGUACAUCUUCAUCGCCGCCAUAGACCAUCUCACAUCGAAUGACAGCGAUGAGGAGAUUGAAAAGGCCAUAGCCUGGCCUGGUCCAUGGGCCUCGCGGUCAUCUUUCGCCGGGAAAUUCGAAAUUGGCCCUCAGGCUGGUCUUAAGCGAGAGUGA